UUCAGCAUGGGCGCGCCGGACACAUCAUGGGUGUUCGCGGACCUCGCCGUCGCCGACAGCUCCAGGUACAGUACCCGCUCGCGGCUGCUCCUCACGGGGCUCUCCUUCGCCAUCGGCAUCCUCACCCUCCUCCUCUACCUCGCCGUCUCCUAUGCCUGCCGCCGCCGCCGCCGUUGCCGCCGUCAGCGCGGCGCUGGCGCGGGUGCAGGUGCGAAGGACCAGGAGGCCGGCAUGAGCGACGCGGCGAUCGUGUACGAGCAGGCCGACGCGCAGUCGGCGCCCAUGGACUGCGCGGUGUGCCUCGGGCAGGUGGAGGCCGGCGAGAAGCUGCGUCGGCUCCCCAAGUGCGCGCAUCUGUUCCACGCCGACUGUGUCCACGCCUGGCUGCAAGCGCACUCCACCUGCCCCAUGUGCCGCGCCGCCACCACUGGCAGCACCCCGGCCACGGCAGCGGCGGCAGAGGCGCUGCCACCUGGUGUGGUUGCAGCUGGAAGCACGCCGCCUGCCUUGAACGGAUGAAUUGAACCACACUGACCGGAGAAUAGCUAGAGUGAUGGAUAGACUAGCGACGCUGACUGGAGAAUAGCCAUAGUGUGGUCAUGGCUGCGGCCACGGUGCGUGUACAGGAGUAUGUGCGACGUCGAGUGUGCUUGUAUUACUGUUUUUUUAGGGAAAGUGUGCUUGUAUUACUGGCUCCGUUUCA
Triticum aestivum (bread wheat) is the source of this 703-nucleotide messenger RNA. Its product is annotated as RING-H2 finger protein ATL39-like. Lineage: Eukaryota; Viridiplantae; Streptophyta; Magnoliopsida; Poales; Poaceae. The transcript has a single exon. The coding region runs from base 7 to 519 and encodes 170 amino acids. The record is from RefSeq and is a predicted model, not a curated record.